ACUUAAUCGGGUGUGCCCGUACUUUCUGCAGUGAUGGCACAGAGUUUGACGGACUGCGAUGGUGUCGACGCGGGUCCUCUCGGUGCUGGCCUUGGCGGCGAUGGCGAUGGCGGCGCAGGACGCGUGCGUUAGCGCUGUGAGUGGUGCGCUGCUGCCGCUGGCGCCCGAGCUCAUGAACGACGACUUUUGCGACUGCGCGGACGGCCGCGACGAGCCGCACACGGCCGCGUGCUCGCAUGUGCUCUCGGCCGCGCACGAAUGCCGCAACCGCGGCCUGCUUCCGAUGCGCAUCCACACAAGCCAGGUCGGCGACGGUGUGUGCGACUGCUGCGACGGCUCGGACGAGGCUGCCGGCGUCUGUGUCGACGCGUGCGACGCUGAGAUUGACGCCAAGCGGGCAGCGGUGCAAGCGCGCCGUGACGUGGUCCUCCGCGGCUUUGCCGAGCGUAAAGCGCGCCUCGACGUACUAGCGCAAGCGGCCAUUGCAAAGGAGCACGAGAUCGUCGCCAAGAAGGCGCUCAAGGAGGAGCUCCGACAGCUCCGCCUCAAGGUCACCGUCUUCAAGGACCGCGAAGAGCGCACCGAGUACGCGAUGCGCAUCGAGUCGGCCAAGCAAAAGGCCGGUCAGUGCGCUGUCGAUAGCACUGCGAUCAGCGGCGACGACGACGACGACGGCACCAUCGAGGACGAGGCGCCGGUCGCCGACAGCGCGGCCGAAGCCGCCGACACGACCGUCGAGCUCAAGCACGCAAAUGCCAAGUCCAAGCUCUCGCUCCUCGUCCAGCGGCUCGACGGGCGGCAGAUGACGCUCUCCGCCUACAUGCACGACGUCCUCGACCAAGCCAAGCGGAUUCCCAUGCGCUCGGUGCACCAGCGUCAGAGAGAAGACUUUCUUGGGCCGCUCUUCAACGGCAACGCUGAUGACCGCGCGCGCUUCGUCACGUACGGCCUCCAGGGCAUCGGGUUGCUGCUGUCGCCGGUGCGUGGCGUCUACGAAGUGCUGGCGCUGGCGACGUCGACGUGGUUCCGCCUUGUGAACGUCGUGACGCCCCACAUUCUCCUCGACCCGUGGCAUGGCUUUGUUCAUUUACUGGAUCUGGACUGGCGCUACCACAAGUCGCUGUUUCUGCGCCGACUCUCGCAAGGACGGCUCUUUUGGUGGCGCUACUAUACGUCGUAUGUACUGAGCACAAUCUGGAACGCCCCCGUCGAUGUGGUUUGGGAAACCUUCGUUCCGACCCUGGACCGCAGUGUGGUGCUCCCAGAAGCCGAGAGCUUGCGCUCGAUCCUGACCGAUCUCGAGAGCGACAUGCGAGCGAUUGACCAAGAAAUCGACCGACUGGAACGGGUCUUUACCGACGAGUCGGGGCCAGAUGCGGGCUACCAGAUUCUCAAGGGCGUGUGUGCUGUGGCCCAAUUCGAGAAAUACAACUACAAAAUCUGUCCAUUUGAUGAAGCCACUCAAGACAGCGUGCGUCUCGGGAGAUGGAAGCGAUGGAGCUCGAUGGCGCCACCCAUCAUGUCGUUUGAGGACGGUGACAAGUGCUGGAACGGUCCCCAUCGUUCGGUGCAACUCGUGCUCGAAUGUGGCUCCAAGGACCAGAUUUUGUCGGUGGACGAACUCUCGACGUGCGUGUACACGAUCGCGUUUGCGACGCCCGCGGCAUGCACACCCGACCUCGUCGCCCAAGUCAACAACGACGCGGCCACGUGGCUGUAAAAAGUGCUGAGUUGUUGAUACACUGAUACUUUUCCUUGUCUCCCUCAACGCAGAGAUGCCAGUGGCUCAGUGCAC
Molecule: messenger RNA, 1795 nt
Organism: Saprolegnia parasitica CBS 223.65
Lineage: Eukaryota; Oomycota; Saprolegniomycetes; Saprolegniales; Saprolegniaceae
Exons: 8
Coding region: 59-1720 (553 amino acids)
Biological process (GO): N-glycan processing
Cellular component (GO): glucosidase II complex
Molecular function (GO): protein binding
Source: RefSeq, a predicted model, not a curated record